GCCUUGUGGCUCGAAAUGUUCUUAAUGUAAAUAAUCCAGUAAUUAAUGUUCACAUAUCAGCUGAUUCACACUAUACAAUAAUUCUAUAUCUGGGAGGAGAAAACUAUGAAAUGUUACAAAAAGUAAUGGAAUCGAUGAUCAGUGAAUUACAUAAUUUGAUAACUAAUGGAUUAGAUUCCAAUGGAAUAAAAUGGAAAAUUAAACUAUAUUUUAGUAGUGAUUGGAAAUUUAUGGCUAUAAUGUUAGGAUUUAAUGCACCAAAUGCUACCUAUUUUUAUAAGAUGUAUAAGAUCGAAAAAAAUAUGAAUCAACUUAAGUCAGAAUUUUUUAACAAUCGUACUUCACAAACUUUAAAUCUACCAUUACCUGGACAUCUUAAAGUUUCUCUUCUUCCUAUGAUUUCUCUGAAUCAUUAUGUACCUGAUGAACUACAUAUAAUGUUGAGAAUCUGGAAUCGCCUUUGGGAAUUAGUAAUUCAAGAAUUAAAAUCGGAAAAUAGAUUUGAUAAUCAUGUUAGAGCAAUUAUCAAUAUAGAAAUGCAAAGGAUUUCAGUUGGUUUCCAUUUCUGGCAAGAUUAUGCGCAAAGUUGGCAUUAUACAUCUUUGAUGGGAGAUGAUAAAGAAAAGGUAUUAUGUGAUUUUAAUUUUGUCAUUUUUGAUGAAGAAUGA
Messenger RNA from Cetraspora pellucida, 668 nucleotides. NCBI's taxonomy places the organism in Eukaryota, Fungi, Glomeromycota, Glomeromycetes, Diversisporales, Gigasporaceae. The record is from the annotation of a GenBank genome assembly.